CGUCAUCGUCGUCACCAUGAACUACCGGCUGGGGGUGCUGGGCUUCCUGAGCACGGGGGACCAGGCGGCCAAGGGCAACUACGGGCUGCUGGACCAGAUCCAGGCGCUGCGGUGGCUGCACGAGAACGUCGGCCACUUCGGCGGCGACCCCCAGCGCAUCACCAUCUUCGGCUCCGGCGCCGGCGCCGCCUGCGUCAGCCUGCUCAUCCUCUCCCACCACUCCGAAGGCCUGUUCCAGAAGGCCAUCGCGCAGAGCGGCACGGCCAUCGCCAGCUGGUCCGUCAACUACCAACCCCUCAAGUACACGCGGCUGCUGGCGGCCAAGGUGGGCUGCGAGCGCGCCGACACCGGCGCCGCCGUCGAGUGCCUGCGGCGCCAGCCCUUCCGCGCCCUGGUGGACCAGGACGUGCAGCCCGCCCGCUACCACGUGGCCUUCGGGCCGGUGGUGGACGGCGACGUGGUGCCGGACGACCCCGAGAUCCUGAUGCAGCAGGGCGAGUUCCUCAACUACGACAUCCUGAUCGGGGUCAACCAGGGCGAGGGCUUGAAGUUCGUGGAGGACUCCCUGGAGAGCGAGGACGGCAUCUCGGCCUCCUACUUCGACUUCACGGUGUCCAACUUCGUGGACAACCUCUACGGCUACCCCGAGGGCAAGGACAUCCUGCGGGAGACGUAGUUCAAGUACAUGUGCCACUGGGCCGACCGCGACAACGGCGAGAUGCGGCGCAAGACGCUGCUGGCGCUCUUCACCGACCACCAGUGGGUGGCGCCGGCGGUGGCCACGGCCAAGCUGCACGCCGAGUACCAGUCGCCGGUGUAUUUCUACACCUUCUACCACCACUGCCAGACGGACGCGCGGCCGGAGUGGGCGGACGCGGCGCACGGCGACGAGAUCCCCUACGUCUUCGGGGUGCCCAUGGUGGGCGCCACGGAUCUGUUCCCCUGCAACUUCUCCAAGAACGACGUCAUGCUCAGCGCCGUGGUCAUGGGUUGA
Molecule: messenger RNA, 994 nt
Organism: Pyrgilauda ruficollis (rufous-necked snowfinch)
Lineage: Eukaryota; Metazoa; Chordata; Aves; Passeriformes; Passeridae
Product: neuroligin-2-like
Exons: 3
Biological process (GO): presynaptic membrane assembly; neuron cell-cell adhesion; chemical synaptic transmission
Cellular component (GO): synapse; cell surface; postsynaptic specialization membrane
Molecular function (GO): neurexin family protein binding; signaling receptor activity
Source: RefSeq, a predicted model, not a curated record